AUGGCCGCCGGGGCGCUUGGCACCGUGGCUCGUGCUCUGCACCCGCGGAGCUGGCUUCCUGGGAUCUGGCAAACUCAGAUUAGAAGCACUCACCAGCGAGGUUCUCUACUGUCCUUCUGGGAACUCGUUCCAAUGAGAGCAGAACCUCUUCGAAAGAAGAAGAAGGUUGAUCCUAGGAGAGACCAAGCAGCAAAAGACCGUUUGAAGAAGAAGAUCCGACGACUCGAGAAGGCUAGCCAAGAACUCAUUCCCAUUGAAGAUUUUAUUACACCCGUGAAGUUUUUAGACAAAGCAAGAGAGCGGCCUCAGGUGGAGCUCUCCUUUGAGGAGUCGGAGAGGAGAGCUCUGCUUCUGAAGAAGUGGUCUCUGUACAAGCAGCAGGAGCAUCACAUGCAAACUGCAGCAACGCUCUCCGUAGCCAUGGGGAAGAUGAGAGACUACGCUCGGUCACAGCCCCAGGAUGUGUGGAACCGGAGCGUACCAUCCUGA
Elephantulus edwardii (Cape elephant shrew) is the source of this 489-nucleotide messenger RNA. It is a transcript of the gene MRPL40, whose product is annotated as mitochondrial ribosomal protein L40. Gene Ontology annotation, cellular component: mitochondrial large ribosomal subunit; mitochondrial ribosome. The transcript has 6 exons. The record is from RefSeq and is a predicted model, not a curated record. Bases 1 to 489 code for a protein of 162 amino acids. Lineage: Eukaryota; Metazoa; Chordata; Mammalia; Macroscelidea; Macroscelididae.